AUGGACUAUUAUGAAGAGAACCCCAACCAGCUUCAUUACGAGUCACUGAACAAAGACUCAACUACAGAGGGAAUGAACAUGCACAUGCCGCAAGUUCCUGGCCCUAUAACUAGUUGCCAAAACGGGUUUCCAUUUGCCUAUCAACCCGGAGCCCUCCUUAGUCUCACUGACGGCACCUUUGUAAAUUCUGAGGCCUACAUAUCCUCAAUGCCAUUCUUUUCCUACGGCUCAGACACAAUUGAUUCAAACUUCGGAAUCCAAGCCCCAAGAGAAUACCUGAUGAGACCGAGUGUCGUCCCCAGGACAAACAUGACCUAUAAUGCGGCUCCUAGCUUGUCUGGUUUGGGCACAUAUUCCACCGUCCCUGGUUACUUUAGAAGGCCCUCGUUGACGCCUAUCUCAAGUACUGCAACUACAUCUCUCGCGAGUCCAGGCAUUCCUCCAGCCUCCCUCGCUACUCUCCUAUCGCGUCAAAAUCAACAAAAUGAAGAGUCUCGCCCAGAGACCUUGACAGCCCCUUUACGGGCCACUAAGUCUUGUACCACUCGGCGGAUCGAAGAAGAUCGGGCCUUGUUGGAAUACAGAGAGCAGGGGUUGAGUUAUGCGGUCAUCAAGAAAAAGCUAAGGUCGAACGUUGCCGAGUCAACUCUGCGUGGUAGACACAGACAGCUUACCUUGGCGCCGAAGGACCGGGAAAGGAAACCGUCAUGGACUGAUAAUGAUGUCGGUCUUUUACUCAAGGCCGUCCCGCUUUACCGGAAACCUUCCGGCAAGUCCAAGGUCUUUUGGGAGCGCGUAGGACAAUACAUCCUGGAUCAUGGAGGCUCUCGAAAAUUCUCAGGCAAGACUUGCCAUGCGAAAUAUAGAGAGAAGACAGGGAGAGACUACUAG
Molecule: messenger RNA, 891 nt
Organism: Metarhizium acridum CQMa 102
Lineage: Eukaryota; Fungi; Ascomycota; Sordariomycetes; Hypocreales; Clavicipitaceae
Source: RefSeq, a predicted model, not a curated record